This is a messenger RNA of Antechinus flavipes (yellow-footed antechinus), 893 nucleotides long. Its product is annotated as splicing factor 3B subunit 5. NCBI's taxonomy places the organism in Eukaryota, Metazoa, Chordata, Mammalia, Dasyuromorphia, Dasyuridae. The coding region runs from base 141 to 401 and encodes 86 amino acids. The record is from RefSeq and is a predicted model, not a curated record. Gene Ontology annotation, biological process: mRNA splicing, via spliceosome. The transcript has a single exon. Gene Ontology annotation, cellular component: precatalytic spliceosome; U2 snRNP.
CUUGCGACUUCCGAAGUCCCGUCGUGCGUCUCGGUACUCUCUCUCUAGUGUUUUAGGGGCUGAGUUCUCCCUGGGAAACGCCACAGGUGUGACGGUCGCCGCUUGGAGUAGUUAGCAGCGCUGGGCGCGCACUCGCCACCAUGACGGACCGGUACACCAUCCACAGCCAGCUGGAGCACCUGCAGUCCAAGUACAUCGGCACGGGCCACGCCGACACCACCAAGUGGGAGUGGCUGGUGAACCAGCACCGCGACUCGUACUGCUCCUACAUGGGCCACUUCGACCUCCUCAACUACUUCGCCAUCGCCGAGAACGAGAGCAAAGCGCGCGUGCGCUUCAACCUGAUGGAGAAGAUGCUGCAGCCGUGCGGGCCCCCGGCGGACAAGCCCGAGGAGAACUAGCCCCCGGGGAUCUCCCGUCUCCUCCCCGCCCUCCCGCCUGACGAUGGAUGGCUCUCUGGUCUAUCUGACAACGUGGGGCGCGGUGAGAAUCGAGCCCCGUUGGCCUGGAACCCGUUUUUUGCCGCUAGGGGGGGACACGCGUGGCCCCCGCAGCCCAGGCCGUGGUUAUUGCACCCGCAGGCUCGUACUCUGUGCCGGGGUCUGGGACUGUGGGCCAUUGACUUAGCCGUGCCUACGAUCCGGCCCCGAAGAGCGGAGGAGGAACGCGGGACUUGUGUCACCCCCCACUUCCCCAUGUACGUUGUCUCGGCAGAACGGCUCUAAUGGAUAAAGGAGGGGAGGAGACCUCCAAAGACCAAAAGCCCCCUAGAAACUGUCGAUUUAGCCCUUUGGAGAGACUUUAGAUCUCUUAUAAUACGGGAUGUUAGUUCAUGAACCUGUGUUUAAAGUACCUUUGAUGUCGUAUUUCAAUAUAAUUGUUUUUCUUUUGUA